CGUGGUGGAUAGACUGAGGACAGCUGUGGAGGGAAGCCCCACGCCAGAGCAAAGUUGUUUCUCUCCACUCCCUCCAGUGUCUGCAGCUCGCAGCUUCUCGCUCUUGUUUGCGUGAAAAAAGUUUUUUGGCGAGCCGCUGUCUCCUCCUUCAAUUCUCCGGGAAGUGCUUUGGUUAAAAAAAAUUAAAAAAAAACUUUGCGAGGAACUCUCACUUCGCUUCCCCCACCUGUUGCUGGAAGGGACGGAGCAGCGAGAACAGCGACUCUAAACUUGGGGACUGACCCGGACCGGGGUUCCACGGUCCGCGCUCCUCCAGCAGCAGCAGCAGCCGCCCGGACGCCCCGCACCGCACCGCCUCAUAAAAACGGCCGCUUUUGUGACCAAGAGCAGGACUUUAGACAUCGAGGAGGGAAAGGAAAGGAAGGAAGGGAGGAAGGGGUCCAGAAAGUGACACUUGAAGGAAUCUGUGCGCGUCUCGUAAAAAAAAAAAAAAAGCGCUGCCUGUGAAGUUUCCAACCGGACAGACAGACAGACUUCAACACCUCGGAUGGUGGAAGGAGAUUUUUAAUUUUUUUCCCCAAGCAGACUUGAGCAGCAAUUCUACUCCAAAGAAGAAGAAGAGAAGGUUUGGUGCUGACUAUAGCAAACUUUAGGACAGAGGUGCUUCCCCUCCACUCUCUCCCCAUCGCCUCGCCCCCCCACUGGCAUAGCUCCCGUCAAACCCAGACCCACAGAGCACUUUGCCCCGCACCGGCUGCUCAGUGGCGCCGCGGCGGACGAUCAUGGACAACGGGCCCGUCUCGAGGAGACGGACCGGAGCCGUCCGGCAUCUGCUCCAGCUGUCGUGCGUCGUCCUCGCCUGCAGUUCCCAGCUUCUGAUGGCGGAGGCGACUUCGUGGUGGUCUCUAGGUCUGACCCCGAUCCAGCGGCCCGAGAUGUACAUCAUUGGUGCUCAGCCUCUCUGCAGUCAGCUUUCUGGCCUUUCACAGAGUCAGAGGAAGCUGUGCCAGCUGUACCAAGACCACAUGAGCUACAUCGGAGACGGAGCGAGAACGGGCAUCAAGGAGUGCCAGUACCAGUUCAAACAGAGGAGGUGGAACUGCAGCACUGUGGACAGCACGUCCGUGUUUGGACGGGUCAUGCACAUUGGCUCAAGGGAGACUGCAUUCACGUACGCCAUCAGCGCGGCCGGUGUCGUCAACGCCAUCAGUCGGGCGUGCCGCGACGGCGAGUUGUCCACAUGCGGCUGCAGCCGCGCCGCCCGGCCCCGCGAUUUGCCGCGCGACUGGCUGUGGGGAGGCUGCGGCGACAACGUACAUUACGGCUACAGAUUCGCCCGGGAAUUUGUCGAUGCCAAGGAGCGGGAGAAGAAUUACCCGCGCGGGUCGAGAGAGUCUGCUCGAAUUCUCAUGAACCUGCACAACAACGAAGCGGGGAGACAGGCCGUCUACAAACAAGCCUAUGUCGCCUGCAAGUGUCACGGAGUCUCCGGGUCCUGCAGUCUGAAAACGUGUUGGCUUCAGCUGGCUGACUUCAGGCGAGUCGGAGAAUUUCUGAAAGAGAAAUACGACAGUGCUGCGGCCAUGCAGAUUGGACGCAAGGGAAAGCUGGAGCUGAAAGACAAGCGCUUCAACAACCCGACACCUGAGGACAUGGUCUACAUUGACCCAAGCCCCGACUACUGUCUCCAGAACGAAACCACAGGCUCGCUGGGAACGCAUGGCCGCUACUGCAACAAAACCUCAGAGGGUAUGGACGGCUGCGAGCUGAUGUGCUGCGGCAGAGGCUAUGACCAGUUCAAGACGUACAAGCACGAGCGCUGCCACUGCAAGUUCCACUGGUGCUGCUACGUUAAGUGCAGGCGCUGCACAACUCUCGUGGACCAGUUUUUGUGCAAAUAGCAAAAAAGGUGGGUUAACUCUGACCCAAAGAAAUCGGAGUGAAAACAGAGGAGAGGAAGGAGGCGAUUAUGACGAAUGAUGAUAUCCAUUUUAAUAUAAAGAGCUGAUCAAUGGACUGAUAUAUAUACAUAUAUAUAUAUAUAAAAAAGAUGUCCAGUAUCCUGAUCACGGUCCUGAUGGAAGAACAAAACGGCACAAACGAGGAUGAAAGGGAAACAAAAGAACAGGUUUCAAUCCCUUAAAGUGGGGACACAUUGACCUCUGUGAGCUGAAGAGAUAAAAAAUAAAUAUAUAAUUAAUAAAUAAAUAAAUCUACAACUUACACGUUUUAAUUUAAAGAGACUUGUGUUUGUUUUAAAGUGUGAAGCAGCCUUGAUUCCUCUGAUUGCCUGCUGCUUUUUGUAAUGCAAGAGCACUGCUAACAUCAGCGUAUGCACUCCCAUCCCACUGGCAGGAGCAAAGAAACGCCCCAAACUACAACCAGCAGAAAGGAAACAAGUCAAGGUGACAAUGAACCCAAAGUGCCUUAUAGAAGUAUUCAUACCAGUUCAGCUCUUCCAUAUUUUUCAAGUUUCAUCCAAAAACUUGAUUUCAUGUGACGAACCGACAAAAAGUGGUGCAUAGAUAUGCAGUACAAGGAAAACAAUCCAUGGUUUUACUUUGUUGAGCCAUUUUCUGCUGCAAUUAUAGUUAUAAAUAACAUUCUGCCCUGAACAAGUUUUAUGUUGCUGUUAGGAUAGUGGAAGCAUCUCUCUGUUGAGUAGACAACACUCGACUAUUACUAAAAAUAAAGAGAUCAGGCUCACGUCUCUGAGCAUUGCUGCGAGCUAUUCCAACCAGAAAAUCUCUUUCUGCUGUGUUAUAGUAUGGGACUUCAAGCAUGAUGAUCCUACCACCAUGUAGGGAUUAAAUCAAACAUGUCCAGUUUUAGGGUCUGUUGGACUUUUUUACUAAAACGUUUUCUGUCUUUAACUGGCCAAAUCACAUGCUUUCACAUGUGUGCUGUGCUCCCUUCAUGGCUCGUUGCAACGUGAAUUUCUUUAGGGACUUGCACACCAAAUGCAGCAUCAACUCCACCAACCUCUGAAAUCCAUUCAUUUGUGCUUCAUGCUCCACGCGGCAAUGUUUUGUUUUUCUCUUUUUUUUCCUGCGCUGAGCAAAUGCCAUUGAACUGUAUCUCCUCCCUCAGCAUUGAAGUGCAAGUAGCUCGGUAUGGCUUGUGUUGCGCUCAGGUUAAAGUCGAUAUUUGUUGAACUUUGACUGCAGUUACACAGCGACAGAACCUUGCGUGGCCAAUAGGUACAAGAUAUCUAUCAGACUGCUCCACGCUGAGUCAAAAGCAGGAAACCAAACUCCUUCACUUGCUUUCUAAAGGGUCACAUAUUUCUUUAUCUGCUUCUUUUUUGUUGGUUUUAGCACAAAGGAAAUGUAAGAUCUGCAAAUCAAACAUAACAAUAAUGCUUUUUAUUGUGAAACUCUACCUCUUGCUUUGUACUUUGCUACGGAGGAACAGAGUGCAGCACCAUCAGUGUUGCUUCCAGUUUAGCAUGACAGGAGUCACUGCUGAGACACCUGCUGUGAAGCUCAAAGGAGUGUCUUUGUUUUUGUCACUCUUCCUUCAAAGCCAGGUUUGUGAAGUGCACAGCUAUUAGUUGACCUCUAAUCUCUAUUCUCCUUGUCUGAUUACGAUCAUGUCUUGAAAGGUUUGCAGUUCUUAUAUCUAUUUUUAGAUGAUGGAUUGAACAUCUUAGUGAGAGGUUCAAAGCUUGAGGUAUUGUUUUAUAACCUCUCUCAGCUUUAACCUCCUCUGCAAUGUUUUCUGUGACCUUUCUGCUUUAUUCCUUGGUUUUCAGGAUGCCGUUUGUUCACUAAUGUCUCCAACAAAUCUGAGGCUUUUGAAGAACUGUUGAGUUUGAGCUGAGAUUCACCGAAGUGCAUACAGUUAGGGCCAGAAAUAUUUGGACAGUAACCUAAUUUUUCUGAGUUGGGCUCUGCAUGCCACCGCAUUGGAUUUGAAAUGAAACCUCUACAACAGAAUUCAAGUGCAGAUUGUAACGUUUAAUUUAAAGGUUUGAA
Molecule: messenger RNA, 3977 nt
Organism: Poeciliopsis prolifica (blackstripe livebearer)
Lineage: Eukaryota; Metazoa; Chordata; Actinopteri; Cyprinodontiformes; Poeciliidae
Gene: wnt5b
Product: wingless-type MMTV integration site family, member 5b
Exons: 8
Coding region: 783-1901 (372 amino acids)
Biological process (GO): canonical Wnt signaling pathway; multicellular organism development; cell fate commitment
Cellular component (GO): extracellular region
Molecular function (GO): cytokine activity; frizzled binding
Source: RefSeq, a predicted model, not a curated record